AUGAUGAUUGCCCCGCUGCCAGCCUGCGUGGGCCCAGAACGCCAGCACAUUUUACCUUUACCCACUGAGCAGGGCCUGGUGGGAGGCGAAGAGCCCAAGAGGGCUGCCUGGUACUGGAGUGCCAGCUCCGAGCAUGUGGUGAAGCUGCGCAGCGGCGAGCAGCAGCUGGAGCUGAGCGGGCGGCGGCUGCGGCGGCUGCCCAGCGCCGUGUGCGCGCUGAGCCGCCUGCAGAAGCUGUACGUGAGCGGCACGGGGCUGCGCGAGCUGCCGGAGGAGAUCGAGGAGCUGCGCGAACUGCGCAUCCUGGCGCUGGACUUCAACAAGCUAGAGCGCCUGCCCGACGGCCUGUGCCGCCUACCCCGCCUCACGCGCCUUUACCUGGGCAGCAACCGGCUGCUGGCACUGCCCGCCGACUUCGCGCAGCUGCAGAGCCUGCGCUGCCUCUGGAUCGAGGGCAACUUCCUGCGGCGCUUCCCGCGGCCGCUGCUGCGCCUGGUGGCGCUGCAGUCGCUGCAGAUGGGCGAUAACCGGUUGCGCGCGCUGCCCGCCGAGCUGCCGCGCAUGACGGGCCUGCGCGGCCUCUGGCUCUACGGCAACCGCUUCGAGGAGUUCCCGCCCGCGCUGCUGCGCAUGGGCCGCCUGCACAUCCUCGACCUCGACCGCAACCGCCUGGGCGGCUUCCCCGACCUGCACCCGCUGCGCGCGCUGCGCGUCUUCUCCUACGACCACAACCCAGUCACCGGGCCGCCACGCGUCGCCGACACCGUCUUCCUCGUGGGCGAGGGCGCCGUCGAGCGCAUGGCGGAGCGCGACGAGCCCACGACCCGGCCGCAGCCGCGGCGCCCAGCGCGGGCCUUCGAGGACGAGGAGGAGGAGGACCUGCUCAUUGGGGGCGGCGGUGCCGGGGCCCUGGAGCGCACGGGGAGCAGCCUCCGCAACCUGGAAGCCGCUCCGGAUCUGGGCACCUGA
Trichechus manatus latirostris (Florida manatee) is the source of this 969-nucleotide messenger RNA. RefSeq names its product leucine rich repeat containing 10B (gene LRRC10B). The record is from RefSeq and is a predicted model, not a curated record. The coding region runs from base 1 to 969 and encodes 322 amino acids. The transcript has 3 exons. Gene Ontology annotation, molecular function: protein binding. NCBI's taxonomy places the organism in Eukaryota, Metazoa, Chordata, Mammalia, Sirenia, Trichechidae.